Molecule: messenger RNA, 2538 nt
Organism: Engraulis encrasicolus (European anchovy)
Lineage: Eukaryota; Metazoa; Chordata; Actinopteri; Clupeiformes; Engraulidae
Gene: trpc7b
Product: transient receptor potential cation channel, subfamily C, member 7b
Exons: 14
Coding region: 1-2538 (845 amino acids)
Biological process (GO): regulation of cytosolic calcium ion concentration; single fertilization; calcium ion transmembrane transport
Cellular component (GO): plasma membrane; cation channel complex
Molecular function (GO): protein binding; inositol 1,4,5 trisphosphate binding; store-operated calcium channel activity
Source: RefSeq, a predicted model, not a curated record
AUGCACCGGCGGCACACCACCCUUCGCGAGAAGGGGCGUCGGCAGGCCAUCCGCGGCCCCGCCUACAUGUUCAACGAGCGCGGCACCAGCCUGUCGGCCGAGGAGGAGCGCUUCCUGGACGCCGCCGAGUACGGCAACAUCCCCGUGGUGCGCAAGAUGCUGGAGGAGUCCAAGACGCUCAACGUCAACUGCGUGGACUACAUGGGCCAGAAUGCACUGCAGCUGGCCGUGGGCAACGAGCACCUGGAGGUGACGGAGCUCCUGCUGAAGAAGGAAGGCCUGGCGCGGAUCGGGGACGCGCUGCUCUUGGCGAUCAGUAAAGGUUACGUGCGGAUCGUGGAGGCCAUCUUGGCUCAUCCUUUAUUGGCGGGCGGCCUGCGUCUGACGUUGAGCCCCCUGGAACAGGAGCUGCGGGAUGACGACUUUUACGCCUAUGAUGAGGACGGCACGCGCUUCUCGCACGACGUCACACCCGUCAUCCUGGCUGCCCACUGCCAAGAGUACGAGAUCGUACACACACUGCUACUGAAGGGUGCCCGUAUUGAGCGGCCUCACGACUACUUCUGCAAGUGUGGCGAGUGUGCAGAGAAGCAGCGGAGAGAUUCGUUCAGUCACUCCCGCUCCAGGAUGAACGCCUACAAGGGUCUGGCUAGCGCGGCCUACCUGUCUCUCUCCAGCGAGGACCCCGUGCUCACAGCUCUGGAGCUUAGUAAUGAACUGGCCAGACUGGCAAACAUCGAGACCGAGUUUAAGAAUGAGUACCGUAAGUUGUCCAUGCAGUGCAAGGACUUUGUGGUGGGGGUGCUGGAUCUGUGCAGAGACACGGAGGAGGUGGAGGCCAUCUUGAAUGGCGAUGUGGACCAGGUGCCGCCCAGCGACCACGCCCAGAGACCCUGCCUCAGCAGAGUCAAGCUCGCCAUCAAAUACGAAGUCAAGAAGUUUGUGGCGCACCCUAACUGCCAGCAGCAGCUGUUAACCAUCUGGUAUGAGAACCUGUCUGGACUGAGGCAGCAGUCUGUGGGGGUCAAGUGCUGGACGGUGCUGGGAGUCACCGUGGGCCUACCCUUCCUCGCCAUGGCUUACUGGACCAUGCCCUGCAGCAAGAUCGGCCAGAUCCUGCGCAGUCCCUUCAUGAAGUUCGUGGCGCACGCCGUCUCCUUCACCAUCUUCCUGGGGCUGCUGGUGCUGAACGCCUCCGACCGCUUCGAGGGCGUCAAGAACCUGCCCAACGAGACCAUUACCGACCACCCGCGACAGGUCUUCAGACUCAAGACAACUCAGUUCUCCUGGACGGAGCUGCUCAUCAUGAAUUGGGUUCUGGGUAUGAUCUGGUCGGAGUGUAAGGAGAUCUGGUGUGACGGGCCGCGGGAGUACGUCAUGCACCUGUGGAACGUGCUGGACUUCGGCAUGCUGUCCAUCUUCGUGGCCUCCUUCACGGCGCGCUUCAUGGCCUUCCUCCAGGCCUCCAAGGCACAGCUCUACGUGGACCUGCACGUGCCUAACGCCGACCUGUGCAAUGCCUCGCUACCCGCAGACAUAGCAUACUUCACAUACGCCAGGAUCAAAUGGCGUCCGUCAGACCCCCAGAUCAUCUCCGAGGGGCUGUACGCCAUCGCGGUGGUCCUGAGCUUCUCCAGAAUAGCCUACAUCCUCCCCGCCAACGAGAGCUUCGGGCCUCUGCAGAUCUCGCUGGGCCGCACGGUGAAGGACAUCUUCAAGUUCAUGGUCAUCUUCAUCAUGGUCUUCGUGGCCUUCAUGAUCGGCAUGUUCAAUCUCUACUCCUACUACCUGGGGGCCAAGUACAACCCCGCCUUCACCACAGUGGAGGAGAGCUUUAAGACGCUCUUCUGGUCCAUCUUCGGGCUGUCGGAGGUGAUCUCAGUGGUGCUGAAGUACGACCACAAGUUUAUAGAGAACAUCGGCUACGUGCUGUACGGGGUCUACAACGUCACCAUGGUGGUGGUGCUGCUCAACAUGCUCAUCGCCAUGAUCAACAACUCAUACCAGGAGAUAGAGGAAGAUGCGGAUGUGGAGUGGAAGUUUGCACGGGCCAAGCUGUGGCUGUCCUACUUCGACGAGGGCCGCACGCUGCCGGCCCCCUUCAACAUGGUGCCCAGCCCCAAGUCCUUCUACUACCUGGCCCUCCGCACCAAGAACUGCCUGGUCCGCCUCUGCAAGGCCAAAGGUCAUCGCCAUGACAGCGAGCUGGAGAUGGGCAUGCUCAACUCGCGCGCAAAGCCGGAGCGGUUCCGCACGUAUCCUCGAACGCGCGAGGAGUACACGGUGAAGAAACCCAUCAAGAACCCCACACGCUAUCAGAAAAUCAUGAAGCGGCUCAUUAAGCGUUAUGUUCUGAAAGCUCAGGUAGACAGGGAGAACGACGAAGUCAAUGAAGGCGAGUUGAAGGAGAUCAAGCAGGACAUCUCCAGCCUGCGCUACGAGCUCCUGGAGGAGAAGUCUCAGGCCACCGGCCAGCUGGCCGAACUCAUCCACCAACUCAGCGACAAGAUCGGACAGAACACCAUCAAGCUGCCCUGA